UUCCCUCUCUGUUUUGGUUUUGUCUCUGUUUCCUUCUCUGGACCCCAUCCUCUUUUCUAUCUCCAUCUCCUCCUCUGCAGCUCCACCUCAUCCACUGGAACAGCACUCUGUUCAACAGUGUAGAAGACGCUCUGGGCAAGAAGAACGGAGUUCUCAUCAUCGCUCUGUUUGUACAGAUUGGUAAGGAGCACCUAGGUUUGAAGGCCAUCACUGAAGUUCUACAGGAUCUGCAGUACAAGGGAAAGACCAAGAUAAUCCCCUGUUUUAACCCCAACACUCUGUUGCCUGACCCUUUGCUGAGAGACUAUUGGGUGUAUGAGGGUUCUCUGACCACGCCCCCUUGUAGCGAGAAGGUGAUCUGGAUCCUCUACCGCUACCCCCUCACUAUCUCACAGAUACAGAUUGAGGAAUUUCGCAGACUGCGGUCCCAUAUCAAAGGGGCGGAGCUUCCAGAAGGGAAUGAUGGGUUGUUGGGGGACAAUUUCCGCCCUACCCAGCCACUCAGCGACAGGAUAGUUCGCGCUGCCUUCCAGUGACAACGGCCCCCUUCCACCCCCACCCCCCAACCCACAACAACUUCAGGAUCCUUCAAUCACUUCAAAGGCAAACAUCCAUAGACAUGGCGAGAUCAAGACAUGCAAGGGCAACGGGGAAACUACCCUUCAACUGGAUAAGCCCGGCUCAACCACCCGCACUGCAGAAGUGUCUUUGAGCAAGGCAGUGACUGUAAACAUCCCUUUGACAGGGGGCAAGCAAAUAGAGAGAGAGACAGAGACAGAGACAGAGACAGAGACAGAGACAGAAAGAGAGAGAUAUUAUCAUGACAGUACAUUACUGCUAGAUUUAGAUGUUUUCUUAUGUCAGAUGGAGGUAUUUGGAAUUAACAACGCCAGAACUAUCUUAUCGAUCUCACCCUGCAUUUGUAGGCUGAAUCUGUUUGCUGUUAACUCAUGCACAGUUGUAUUAAAACAAGAAUAUGA
Lampris incognitus (smalleye Pacific opah) is the source of this 980-nucleotide messenger RNA. RefSeq names its product carbonic anhydrase-related protein-like. The record is from RefSeq and is a predicted model, not a curated record. Lineage: Eukaryota; Metazoa; Chordata; Actinopteri; Lampriformes; Lampridae. Gene Ontology annotation, molecular function: zinc ion binding; carbonate dehydratase activity.